UCAAAAGCACAAUACAAUACUUGCAGAGACACAUCUUCCUCUUUAGGAUUCUUCUUCUUCUUCCCAGACAAACAUCACUCCUUCACAUCAUUCCUCUCUCUCUCUCUCUCUCUUUACUCUCUCUCUACAACCACUUUUACCUCCAUUUCUCACACACAUUCCUCUUCACUCUUGUCUCCAACUGUAAAACGUAUAAUUGGAAGAAUGACAAAAGUAAGCCCUGAGGUUUUUGAUGAGAUGCAAAUGCAAGCUGUUCUGUCGGUAUCGGUAGAUGUGAGUUUCAAAUCAAAUAAAUUCCCGAAGUAUAAAUUAGGACCCGAUAACCAGAUUCUCGACGAAGCAGCUGUGGAUGAUCCGGGCCCACCUUUAAAAGACAUUGUGGCCCAGGAAACCGCAGCGUUAUCCGAUCAACAUAAACGUCUAUCGGUUCGUGAUCUCGCUAGUAAGUUUGACAAGAAUCUGUCUGCUGCAGCUAAGCUGUCCGAUGAGGCUAAACUCAAAGAGGUGGCUUCAUUAGAGGGUCAUGUACUUUUAAAGAAACUUAGAGAUGCUUUGGAAUAUUUAAGAAGAAGAUUAGUUGGUCGAAAUAAGGAAGACGUUGAAAAAGCUAUCUCUAUGGUGGAAGCAUUGGCGGUAAAGUUGACUCAAAACGAAGGGGAGUUGAUACAAGAAAAGUCCGAAGUGAAGAAACUUGCAAACUUUCUCAAACAGGCUUCCGAAGAUGCUAAAAAACUUGUAAACCAAGAAAGAUCUUUCGCUUGUGCAGAAAUCGAAAGUGCGAAAGCAGUAGUGAGAAGAAUCGGGGAGGCUCUCGAUGAGCAAGAAAGGAUGUCAUUAACCUCAGGAAAGCAGGAAAUUGAGGAGAUGGUGGAGGAAAUCCAGCAGGCUAGAAGAAUUCGGUUAUUGCAUUCCCCCUGCAAGGUGAUGGAUAUGGAACACGAGCUUCGAGCGUUGAGGCUACAAAUCCAAGAGAAAUCUGCAUUCUCCGUAAAACUUCAGCAAGAGCUAUUGCUGAAGAAACUGGUUGAGGAAAACAAGUUAAGCUUAUAUGCUCUAGAAGGUUCCGUAAGUUUGGGCUCAAUUUUACGACUUCAACCGUGUUCAGAAGAAGCUACGGAGCUCUCAAAAUGUUCAAUUCAGUGGUACCGUUUAUCGUCACAAUGUAGUAGACGGGAGCUUAUUUCAGGUGCGAACAAAUCAGUUUAUGCACCCGAGCCGUAUGAUGUUGGGCGGAUUUUGCAAGUUGAUAUUAUAUCAAACGGCCAAAAGUCAACUGUGACGGCAGAUUGUCCGAUACAGCCCGCUGUUGGAUUAGAGAGUUAUGUGGAGACACUUUCUCGAAAAGGAAAUUCUGAAUUCAGUGUGGUUAUCUCUCAGAUGAACGGUCGAAAUUACACGACACAUUCUGCUCAUUUAUUACGUAUUGGAAAAAUGAGAAUGAAGCUUUCAAAAGGAUGGAUUACAAAGGCUAGAGAUGCUUAUUCCUCUACAUCAAUGCAGCUAUGUGGAUUUAGAGGUGGCGGGAAUCUUGCGGCUAAAUCAUUAUUUUGGCAAUCAAGAAAAGGGCAAUCUUUUGUAUUAGUUUUUGAAUCAGAACGAGAAAGAAAUGCAGCCGUUGUUCUAGCCCGAAGAUACGCGCUUGAUUGCAAUGUGGUGCUAGCUGGGCCGGAUGAUCAAGCAUCACUUUAUCUUCUUUAAUUUUACUAAUGACCAAGUUUCCAAAGUGGGAUUUGAUUUUUUCAAUUCUAAUUUUUAUUUUUUAUUUUUUGUAUUUUGUGUUUUUAUUUUCCGGGUGUGUUUUUUUUUUUUUUUUCUACUAAUUUGAUGAUUUUGUGCAUCCUUUUUAGGCAUAGUUUUGGUUUGCCUGUCAAUUGGUUGUAACGUUGUAUACCGAGUUUUAUUAAUUUCGCAUUUCUGAUAUAACAAACAAGGAAGGAACUCUUGGAUUGAAGCUGCUUUUAUCUUGUUGAAAUAUAUUAGAGUUUCCAUU
Helianthus annuus (common sunflower) is the source of this 1990-nucleotide messenger RNA. Its product is annotated as stomatal closure-related actin-binding protein 2. Gene Ontology annotation, biological process: actin filament organization; regulation of stomatal movement. NCBI's taxonomy places the organism in Eukaryota, Viridiplantae, Streptophyta, Magnoliopsida, Asterales, Asteraceae. The record is from RefSeq and is a predicted model, not a curated record. The coding region runs from base 205 to 1698 and encodes 497 amino acids. The transcript has 13 exons. Gene Ontology annotation, molecular function: actin binding.